ACUCUCUCUCUCCCUCUCUCUCUCUCUCUCUUUCUCUUUUCUUGUAGUCGCCGGUGAUCACUAGAAAGUGCAGCAGCGCUACAGCCACAGUUGAUAUUGUAGGCUCAUCUUGAGGGAGUUAAGGAAUUGGCUUUUUAAUCAUUUUGGAGGUUUGGCUACGAUUAUGGCUGCUGGUGGUGGUUCCUCUUCGAAGAUUAACUAUGACGUGUUUAUCAGUUUUAGAGGUGAGGAUACUCGUUCUAAUUUUACGAGCCAUCUUCAUAGUGCUUUAUGUCGAGCGAAAAUCAAAGCCUUCAUAGAUGAGAAUGAUCUCAACAAGGGGAAUGAAAUAUCACCGACGCUUUCGAGUGCAAUUAAAGAGUCAAAGCUUUGUCUAAUUAUUUUGUCGAAAAACUAUGCUUCGUCAAGAUGGUGCUUAGAUGAACUAGCACACAUUCUCCAAUGCAAGAAAACGGAUGGACAAUCUAAAGUGUUACCUGUUUUUUACAAUGUUGAUCGGUUAUAUGUAAAAGAACAAAAAGGAAGUUAUGCAGAUGCGUUUGCUAAACAUAAGGAGCGUUUUGAGGAUGAGAAGUUGCAAGCAUGGAGAGAGGCUUUGACAAAAAUAGCCGAUCUACCUGGUUGGGAUUCAAAUUCAUCUAGGCUUGAAUCCACUUUAGUUGACAAAAUUGUUGAUGAUGUAAUCGAGAAACUCAAAGAUAUUUCUAUGGCAAGGGAAGAUUAUUUGCAGGGCCUGGUUGGAGUUACUAAGCGCAUUGAGGAAAUUGAGUCACGAUUACAUAUUGGCUCAUUAGAUGUUCGUAGUGUUGGCAUUUGGGGCCUCGGUGGUAUUGGUAAAACAACCCUUGCCCGUGUUGUGUUUUGUCGACUAUCUUCCCAGUUUGAAGCUUGCAGUUUUCUUGAAAAUAUUCGAGAGGAAUCGAAGAAACAUGAGCCAAAUCAUUUGAAAAAUAAACUUUAUUCUGAACUGUUGAAGGUUGGAAGUCCACAUAGCGUCACGUUGCAGUUUGAAAAGGACAGGCUCCGUCGGAAAAGGGUUCUAAUUGUCUUUGACGAUGUAGAUGAUCCCCAACAACUAGAACAAUUAUUCAAUGCUUCAUGGUUUGGUCCCGGAAGUAGAAUUAUUGUAACAAGUAGAGAUCAACAAGUGCUUAGGAAUAUUGGAGUAAGUAGAACGUUCGAGGUAGAUGGAUUAGAAUAUGUUGAAGCUCUUGAACUUUUUUCUCUUCACGCUUUUAAAAGGAACUCUCCUACCGCUGAUAAAGAUGAGUUGUCAAGAAGGAUAGCAAAAUAUGCUGGAGGUCUUCCAUUGGCGCUUAAAGUUUUGGGUUGCCGCCUCUUUUCUAAAAGCAUAGAAGAAUGGGAAAGUACAUUGGGGAAAUUGCAAAAGAUUCCGGAUAAGAAAAUCUUGAGUGUGUUGAAAUUAAGCUAUGAUUCACUAGAUGACACUCAACAAGAUUUAUUUCUUGACAUCGCGUGUUUCUUUAAAGGGGAGAAAAGAGAUCUUGUACAAAAAAUACUAGAUGCUUGUGAUCUCUUUGCUACAGAAGGAAUACCAAUUCUUAUUGAUAAGGCUCUGAUAACAAUUUCUGGGAAUUCAAAUACAAUAUGGAUGCAUGAUUUGAUACAAAUGAUGGCUUUUGAAAUUGUGAGCCUUCGGUCUACUAAUCAAGAUCCCAGAAAAGGUAGUAGGCUCUGGACUGCAGAUGAUAUUUAUCAUGCACUAAAAAAUGGUAGAGGAAUUGAAACCAUUACAGGAAUAUCAUUGGAUACAUCAAAUUUUAGUCGAGAGAUUAGCUUGUUGCCAGCAACCUUUUUAAGGAUGUGGGAAUUAAGAUUGCUCAGAAUCAUUGAUACUGGGAAAUUAUACCUUCCUCAAGGUCCUCUCAUUUUUCCUAAUCCGCUCAGAUAUCUCCAAUGGCAUGGAUAUCCUUUAAAAUCGUUGUCUACAAAUUUUAUUGCCGAGAUGCUUGUUAUACUUGACAUGCGCGGAAGCCAACUUGAAAAACUUUGGGAAGGUGUCCAGCAUUUAAAUAAAUUAAAAAGUAUUGAUCUCACAGGCUCCAUGAAACUCACUCAAGUUCCAGAUCUCUCACUGGCUCCAAAUAUUGAGAGCGUGAAACUUAUGUUCUGUGCAAGUUUGAUGGAAGUUCCAUCAUGUUUUCAACAUCUUAACAAGCUUCAAGAGCUUGAUUUAAGAGGCUGCCCAUCUCUUUGCAAGUUAUCAGAGCCUCCAAAGAAUUUAAAAACAUUAGAAGUGGUAGCCGGACCCAUUGUUAAGUGUGCGAGCAUGCGCCCUUGUGAUUGUAGUAAAGGGUUUAUAUGGAGUAUCUCUCCUGAAUUUUCUUUAAAGUUGGAGAGAUUUCCAGAAAUAUCGCAUCCUAUGGAAUGUAUUGAGACUCUCACAUUAGAUUCUUCAGCGAUUAAAGAGCUACCAUUUUCAAUCAAAAAUUUAACCGGCCUAAAAAGAUUAAGCCUAGAUUUUUGCGAAAAUCUCGAGUUUCUCCCUGACAGCUUCCAUUGCUUAAGCUCUUUACAAUACCUUAGUCUUACUUGCUGCCGAAAACUUGAAUCACUACCAAGACUUCCUCUGUCUCUAUCAUUUAUUGAAGCGAGUUGCUGCACUUCAUUGAAGAAGGUGUCAAGUUCAAUAGACUUGGUUAAUCAAAACUGGGAUGAUUACUUCUUCAACAAUGGCUAUUUUAAGUGGCACGUGAUGAGAUUUUUGGGUUGUGACAUGUUGGAUGAGAAUGCACGCAAAGUUAUUAAUGAGGAAGUACGCUUCAGAAUUUUGCGCUUUGCAACUCUAUAUUCUAAUUUACCUUUGGACAUCAUUUCCACUGCUCAUUUUCAUUGGCCGGAAAGCAAAAUUCCGUGGUGGUUCAGUCAUAAGAGUGAUGUAUCUUCAUUAAGUAUAAACCUUCCUCAUCCUGAUCAAUGGUAUAACAACAGUUACUUGGGUCUCGCCGCUUGCGUUAUUCUUGAAAUCAAGGACAUUAUCUCUUUCUGGAGAGGUUAUGAGAUUCUGCCUCUUUAUUGUGAUUAUGUUUACAUGUUCCCUAAUGGCAAUUCAUGGAGACGGACAAGAUCUGGAGCGUUCUUUGUUCCAUUUGGAGGCGUGGCUCCGAAUUUUUGUGAUUGUUGUAAUUCUAUUUCCACGGAUGGCAUGGAUUAUCGUAUUCAUCAUAAUCCCUCAAUGAAUAAUUGCCAACACGUGUUCAUGUUUGCAGACCCCACUUACGGUAAGUUCCUUGAAUUGAACGAUGGACAAAUAGAUGCAAGUGGGAAUAUGAAGAAUAGGAAUAUAAUUUCCUACCUGGGUGAGUAUGUUAAAGCAGACCAAGGAAGUUCUGAUUCCGAUGAAAAUGAGGAGAGUGACGAUGAAAAUGCCUCUUUCGACCUAAAUCGUAUUGCAAAAGCCAGUUCUGAUUCCGAUGCCUCUUUCGACCUAAAUCAUAUUGCAAAAGCUAGUUCUGAUUCUGAUGAAAAUGAGGAGAGUGACGAUGAAAAUGCCUCUUUCGACCUAAAUCGUAUUGCAAAAGCCUCUUUCGAUCCAACUGCUGCAGCCUCUUUCUCCUUUUAUUUGUACGAUGAAAAUGAGGAGAGUGACCUAAAUCGUAUUGCAAAAGUUGUGAAGUGCGGGGUCCAUUUCUUAUAUACCCACGAGACAGAGAGAUUUGAAUCCAAUCAAGAGCCUGAAUUAGUGCUGAAAUUUUAGACGGGCCGGCCGUGACUAUUGAAAAGUCUGAAUUUUUAUCCGAUGACCGAACCCGAACUGCCUAAAAAUUCAGGCUGCCCGAUGCCCGACC
Molecule: messenger RNA, 3809 nt
Organism: Morus notabilis
Lineage: Eukaryota; Viridiplantae; Streptophyta; Magnoliopsida; Rosales; Moraceae
Product: disease resistance protein RML1A
Exons: 7
Coding region: 164-3718 (1184 amino acids)
Biological process (GO): signal transduction; defense response
Molecular function (GO): ADP binding
Source: RefSeq, a predicted model, not a curated record